CGUACGUAUCGCUCGGCCUGUAUUCCUCUGUAACUCUAUCAGGGUGUUGGCUCUCCACCCGCUUGUCAACGAAUGACUAAAAGUUGCCGUGUUGCGGGUUGUAACACAAGGAAGAGUUCGGAGCCACAUUUGAAGUUCUUCAUUCUUCCUCGUGAGAAAAAAAGGACACGCAAAUGGCUGAAAGCAAUCAAUCGAGGAACAGUAAAAGAAGACUGUUCCGUGGACCAUUCUCGCCAGUGGGAACCUAAAUCCAGUCACAUUUACGUUUGCAGCCGACAUUUUAUUACUGUAACCCAGUUCAGUUUUGUGGAAUAAGAAGCAAAGAUCAAGAUGAACAAGCUUACAUUACUUGCAGGCUUAUGUUUGGUGAUAUGCCAUCUUGGAUCUGCCACCAAGAUGGUGUGCUACUUCACAAAUUGGUCCCAGUAUAGGCCUGGUCAGGGGAAAUACAUGCCGCAGGAUGUGGAUCCCUUUAUCUGCACCACGCUUAUCUAUGCCUUCUCUAUCAUCAACCACAACAAUGAACUGGUUACAUAUGAGUGGAACGAUGAUGUUCUUUACAAAUCUUUCAACAACCUGAAAACCAAGAACCCUCAUCUUAAGACUCUCCUGGCUGUUGGUGGAUGGAACUUUGGUUCACAACAGUUUUCCAUAAUGGUAUCCAAUGCAGCUAAUCGUCAGAAAUUCAUCCAGUCCACUAUAAAAUUCCUGAGGACUCAUGGUUUUGAUGGUCUGGAUCUGGACUGGGAGUACCCAGGUGCUCGUGGAAGCCCCCCAGAGGACAAGCAGAGGUUCACUUUGCUUUGCAGGGAACUUGUCCAGGCCUAUGUUGCUGAGGCCAAGGCCACUGGAAAUCCUCAACUAAUGUUAACUGCUGCAGUGUCUGCUGGGAAGGGGACAAUUGAUGGAGGAUAUGAAAUUGCUGAAAUCGCCAAGGAACUAGACUUCAUCAAUGUGAUGACGUAUGACUUCCAUGGAACUUGGGAACGCUUCACUGGCCAUAACAGCCCUCUGUUUCGUGGCUCUGAGGAUUACGGUGACCUCAUCUACUUUAACACUGACUAUGCGAUGAAGUAUUGGCGUGACAAUGGCACCCCAGUGGAGAAACUCAGGAUGGGAUUCGCUGCGUAUGGUCGCACGUUCCGUCUGACAUCAUCCGACACCGGAGUUGGAGCCCCAGCUAGUGGACCUGCAUCAGCUGGUCCAUUCACACGUGAAGCUGGAUUCUGGGCCUAUUAUGAGAUCUGUACCUUUCUGAAGGGAACUACCCUUCAGUGGAUCGAAGACCAGAAGGUUCCCUAUGCCACUAAAAACAGCGAGUGGGUAGGAUUUGACACCAGGGAAAGCUACGAGACUAAAGUGCGUUACCUGCAGGAGCAGAAGUUUGGCGGUGCUUUUGUGUGGGCCCUUGAUUUGGAUGACUUUGGUGGACAAUUCUGUGGAGAGGGCAAACACCCACUUCUCUCUCAUCUACGCAAACUUCUCAAUAUUGAGCUGCCCCCACUCCCUCCUACUACCACCUCCAAACCUGGUGCCAGCACCACCACUCGUCCGACCACAGCCACAACAGUCACAACCCACGCCCCAGGAUCCGGCUUCUGUAACGGCAAACCUGAUGGCUUGUAUCCCCACCCAGAAGACAAGUCCAGCUUCUAUAUGUGUGCAGGUGGCAUCACCCAUGUGAGACGGUGUGGAACUGGAUCUGUCUAUGAUGACAGCUGCAAGUGCUGUGUUUGGCCAUGAGCAAUUGAUGGAGAAAAUGUAUAUUACAACUGGCACAGACAUGUAUUAAAUGGACUGAGGUUAUCAAGCACUCACUGUGUGUGCGCACAAUCAUUUUAAUGUGAAUAUUGUAUUAGUAAUGUGAUUAUUGUAUCGCUAUAAUGUUUUUAUGUGAAAUGUGACAUUCCUAUUUCAAAUGACAAUAAAUGACGACAUAACAAUAUUUUUGACAAAUUGAAAAGAAAGUCAUGGCAAAUAUAGCCGGAAACGCUUAUUUCAUAAGUUUUUUUUUUUUUUUAAUUCACAAUUCAAUUCAAUUUUAGGCAAUUCCGAAGCAAGAAAGAAAAUAAACGCUGAAGCUAAAGUGUUUAGCUCAAUGAAACCUCAUAAGGCAUUGAAUCACGAGCCAAUUGGUUCGAUAA
This is a messenger RNA of Corythoichthys intestinalis (scribbled pipefish), 2144 nucleotides long. RefSeq names its product acidic mammalian chitinase-like. Gene Ontology annotation, molecular function: chitin binding; hydrolase activity, hydrolyzing O-glycosyl compounds. Gene Ontology annotation, cellular component: extracellular region. Gene Ontology annotation, biological process: carbohydrate metabolic process. NCBI's taxonomy places the organism in Eukaryota, Metazoa, Chordata, Actinopteri, Syngnathiformes, Syngnathidae. The transcript has 13 exons. The coding region runs from base 331 to 1743 and encodes 470 amino acids. The record is from RefSeq and is a predicted model, not a curated record.